Molecule: messenger RNA, 540 nt
Organism: Letharia columbiana
Lineage: Eukaryota; Fungi; Ascomycota; Lecanoromycetes; Lecanorales; Parmeliaceae
Exons: 2
Coding region: 1-540 (179 amino acids)
Source: RefSeq, a predicted model, not a curated record
AUGCGCCUCACGGCCGUAAUCCUCGCAAAUCUCUCCGCUUUCAUCGUCUCUGCUUCCACCCUGCCCAAGACGCCUCCGGCUCCCUCCCGCCUGAACAUCACAACUAUCGCUGCUGCCAGCGACAAAUCAACACUCGAAUGCUGGCAGCUUAGCGCACCUUUUGUGCAAUCGAGCCAAGCAGGUACAUCUGGGGCUGUGAUCGCCCAAUUGGGCGAGACAGGGGCGACGAGCUAUUCCUUGAUACCAUCGCAGUUCGAUGGCGGUUUCCAUAAUGCCCCUGUCGUGCAAUACGUAGCUUUCACAUCGGGCCUCGCCGUCGUCUCCCUUCCAAACUCUACUCGAACAGCCACUAUCCCCGGUGGCCGCAAUGGAUUGAUCCUAGCAACGGACACAACAAAUGUCAGCACGCUGGGCCACAAAACGGUGUACCCGAGCAAGGAGGUUACGGUGGGUAUACAGAUACCUACGAGGGAUAACGAGAUCCCCCUGCAUACGGUGCUCCAUGCGGGACCGUGUACGAGGGGGGAGAUGGACCAGUGA